AUGCUCAUCUCCUCUUUAUCCGAGGAGACUUUUCGCUUCGCCGUCGGCAAGGGCACUUUGUGGCAGGUAAUCGAACAAACCAUAGGUUUGUCUACUCGCUCUCGUGCACUCCGGCUUCUCGGCAAACUUCAAGGGCUCCAUCAAGGUGAUUCCUCCAUAUCUGAUUACCUUGGUCAUGCCCAGAUGUUGAUUGAUGAAUUGGCUCUCGUCGGUCUUCAUGUUGAGUUGGAUGAUCAGAACUUAUACGUGUUUUGGGGUUUAUGCCCAGAGUUCCGACCAUUGGUGGCAACCCUAGCCCGCGGUGCUCCCGUUCCCCUCCCGGAGGUUGUGGAUUUUCUUGUUUCGCAGGAAUGGAUUUGUUUGGAUGACGACGCGGCUCUCGGCGCACCAGAAGCCUUGGCCGUGAGCCGCGGAAGACGCGGUGGCAGUCCGCAGAAACGAGGAGGUGGCGGCCACUGCAGAGGACGAGGUGGCCGUGGCCGGGGGCGGUCCAACUCGGGCCCUCGGUGUCAACUUUGCAACAAGCAAGGGCAUAUAGCUACGACAUGUUGGCAUCGUUUCACUCCUGAUCCGGAUCCUCAGGCGAAUGUCACCAUUUAUGGUGUUGAAGGUUCUAUGGAUGACUCUCAUAAGUGGUUUCCCGACACUGGGGCCACAAAUCAUGCCACUCCUGAUCCCACCUUAUUGACGUCCUCUACUACGUAUGAUGGUCCGGAGACACUUCGGGUCGGCAAUGGUACAGGACAUUACAACCAGGAACACCCUGUUUAA
Molecule: messenger RNA, 771 nt
Organism: Ipomoea nil (Japanese morning glory)
Lineage: Eukaryota; Viridiplantae; Streptophyta; Magnoliopsida; Solanales; Convolvulaceae
Exons: 2
Coding region: 1-771 (256 amino acids)
Source: RefSeq, a predicted model, not a curated record